Molecule: messenger RNA, 1797 nt
Organism: Eimeria necatrix
Lineage: Eukaryota; Apicomplexa; Conoidasida; Eucoccidiorida; Eimeriidae
Exons: 5
Coding region: 1-1797 (598 amino acids)
Molecular function (GO): RNA binding
Source: RefSeq, a predicted model, not a curated record
AUGAAGGCGAAGGGCCCCAGGGCCCCCCGGGGCAAAUUCUCGAAGGGGAAACUCAGAAAGCCGCGGGACCCAAACGCAAGAAACGGCAGACGCAGACAGCAGCAGCAGCAGCAGCAGCAGCAGCAGCAGCACGAGCCAGCAGAGAGCCCGCAGCAGCAGCAGCAGUGGGACUCUGAGCAGGAGCAGCAGCAGCACAAGGGCGGGAAGCAGGGGACUGAAAAGAAGAGAAAAAGAACUGCUGCAGAUGGCAGCAACCAAACUAACGGAGACGCAACUGCAGCGCAGCAGCAGCAGCAGCAGCAGCAGCAGCAGCAGCAGCAGGGAGCGAAAGCGAAGAAGCGAAAGCACAGCAACCACGAGGCAACACCACAGUCAGCAGAAAAGCCGCAGCAGCAGCAGCCGCAGAAGCAGCAGCAGCAGCAGCCGCAGAAGCAGCAGCAGCAGCAGCAGCGGCAGCAGCAGCAGCUGCGCUGCUCCGUGUUUGUGCGCAACUUGCCCUUCGACGCAGACGCAGCUGCUGUGUCUUCUCUUUUGAAAUCUUUUGGCGAAAUAAAAGAAAUCCAUUUAGUGAAAACUGACACGGGGGACUGCAAAGGGGCUGCCUUCGUUUACUUCGCCGAAGAGGCUGCUGCGCAGCGCGCUGUUGCUGCUUCUGCUGCAUAUGAAAGAGAACUGGAGCGGCUGUCGGGGCGGCAGCAGAAGCGGCUGUCGCACCUGCUGGCUGCGCAGCAGCAGCAGCAGCUGCUGCUGCUGGACGAGGACCCGCUGCAGCAGCAGCAGCAGCAGCAGCAGCAGCAGCAAACAGACGCAGCCCGCGGCGCAGCACUUCUGCUGAAGGGGAGGCGCCUGCAGGUGCUGCCGGCGCUAAGCCGCGAGAAGGCGAAAGAGGCGGUUCAGGAGCGGCGGCAAAAAAGGGCUCUGGAAGGCCCGCGCCGCCGAGGCCACCAGCUGGCCUUCUACGGACUUCCCAGCAAACCCUUUAAGGGUUUGAGUCCUCAAGAAGAAACCCUCGUGAAUGCUGCCUACAACGAGACAAAAGAAAAACUCAAAAACCCUAAUAUUUUCGUCAACAAAAAGAGACUUUGUGUGCGCAAUUUGCCGCGCUGGGCGGACGCGAACUUCAUAAGGGAAAAGCUGGUGGGCCUUUUGGCUUCCAUUUUGAAAGAGCAUGCAGAGUCUCCUGCUGCAGCAGCUGCUGCUGCUUCUGCUGCUGCUGCAGCAGAGCAGGCAGACGGGGAUCCUGAGCAGCAGCAAGAGCAGGAGCAGCCAAAAGAACGGCAGCAGCAGCAGCAGCAGCAGCAGCAGCAGCAGCAGCAAGCCAAGGGGAAGAAGUCUAAGGAGUGGAAGGCGAAAGCAGCAGCAGCAGUUGGAAAGGUGGCAGUCAUUCGCGAACAGAAAAACCCCAAAGGCCGCAGGGGGCCCCCGGGGGCCCCCCGGAGGUCUUUGGGUUUUUGUUUUGUAGAUUUGAAGUGCGACUUUGCGGAGACGCUGCAGCUGCUGCAUGCAAUUCGCGACAGCAGCAGCUUCUUUUCGAGGCCCGAAGAGCAGGUGCAGCAGCAGCAGCAGCAGCAGCAGCAGCAGCGGCAGCAGCAGCGGGAGGCCAGGCGCCCCAUUGUGCAGUUUGCGCUGGAAGAUGCGCGGAAAGUCAAAAUUAAGGUGGGCUGCUGCUGCUGCUGCUGCUGCUGUCACUGCUGCUGCCGCUGCUGCUGCUGCUGUUUAUGUUGCUGCUGUGCUGCUGCUGCUGCUGCUGCUUUUCGUUCUGCUUCUGCUUUUUUUAUUUUUGUUUACUUGAUUUAG